AACCAGUUUCCUCAGCAUUUCCUGCUCUCAGCUAUCUUCUUCUCCCAGAAGAUGGGGCGUGGGAAGGUGGUGGUGAAGAGGAUCGAGAACAAGGUGAACCGGCAGGUGACCUUCAGCAAGCGUCGCGGUGGGCUGCUGAAGAAGGCGCACGAGCUUGCCGUGCUCUGCGACGCGCACGUCGGCGUCAUCGUCUUCUCCGCCCGUGGCAAGCUCUUCGAAUACUGCAGCCCACUUACCAGGCAUGUUCCUUCAGUUUAUUCACCGCAUAGCACGUUCAUCGCGAUUCUUGAAUCUGCAUUUUCUUCAAUAAAUUUUGGUAUUAAGCUUGCCAAAUGGAUGGCACUAGCCGCGUAGAACGUUCUCUAAAGUUAUCUAAUGAUGUCUAAAUUCAUCCCUAUUCUAAUCAUGUGGCAUCUUUCGAUUAGGAUUCAUGGUCAGAAUCAGAUGCACUUAGCUAUAGACGUUUCCUGAGCU
Lolium perenne is the source of this 474-nucleotide messenger RNA. NCBI's taxonomy places the organism in Eukaryota, Viridiplantae, Streptophyta, Magnoliopsida, Poales, Poaceae. The record is from RefSeq and is a predicted model, not a curated record.